AUGGCGCCCGCUCCGCGCCGCGACCUGCUCGCGAAGGAGCAUUUCGCAUUCGUCUUUGGGGGUGUUAAGACGCAAAGUUACUAUGACCCGGCCGCCAAGGGUCCAGGAUCACACACUAUUCGGACGCUGGCCUGGAAUCCGACGGGUCAACUCAUUGCGACAGGUUCGGCUGAUCGCACGUUGCGGAUUUGGAAUCCGGAGCGUCCUGCGAUCAAAUAUUCGACGGAGCUUCGUGGGCAUUCAGCUGGGAUCGAAAAGGUCCUGUUCAAUCCGGUCCGCGAUGCUGAACUCGCCAGUUGUUCUACAGAUGGAACGGUGCGCUUUUGGGACGUGCGAUCGAAGACAUGUGUAAGCCGACUGGAUGUCGGUGGUGAAGCCUUCACAUUGUCGUGGUCUGCCGAUGGGAGUACAAUGGUCGUUGGAAGAAAGGAUGAUACGUUGAUCCCCAUUUCAGUCCAGUCGCCCUCUACACCUACCAUUCUGUCGAACGGCAAUACCACGAACAGUGUGACCUCCAUGGGGGGUUCAAAAUCCAACGCCUCCACAUAUCAAGCCCUCACCCCGCAUCCACAACCCAUUCAAACCAAUGCCACCACCUUCUCGAAUCAUGUUGCAACUCCAUCCUCGCCCGAUCUUCAUCUCUUCGCGACCACAGGGGAGGGCACUGUCAAGAUCAUGUCCUACCCAUCCUUUGACAUUCUCCACACUCUUCAUGCGCACACGUCGGCCUGUAUGGCCAUCUCGCUCGCACCAACCGGCCGCUACCUGGCAGUAGGUGGCAGCGACGCUCUCAUUUCACUAUGGGAUACAACAGACUGGAUUUGCCGUCGUACCUUGUCCAGCGAGAAUGGCGGCUCCAUCCGCGGUGUGAGCUGGAGUUUCGACGGCCGCUUCAUUUGCGGCGCCUGCGACGAGCCAUACUGUGGUGGAAAUGGCCUGGAGAUCUUCCAUGCCGAGACGGGAGAAAGCGUUUACACGAUACCCACGGCAGGUGUGAAUGCAGGCGUACCGGCCGUGGCAUGGCAUCCGUCCAGGUACUGGCUCGCUUACUCGACGACCCACGAUGGGCCAGGAAGUGGCUCGGGAGGGUUGAAGAUUGUGGGUGCCGGGGGCGGUGCCCUGUAG
Messenger RNA from Penicillium oxalicum, 1125 nucleotides. RefSeq lists its product as uncharacterized. The transcript is spliced from 3 exons. NCBI's taxonomy places the organism in Eukaryota, Fungi, Ascomycota, Eurotiomycetes, Eurotiales, Aspergillaceae. Gene Ontology annotation, molecular function: protein binding. Gene Ontology annotation, cellular component: THO complex part of transcription export complex. The record is from RefSeq and is a predicted model, not a curated record. Gene Ontology annotation, biological process: mRNA export from nucleus. Bases 1 to 1125 code for a protein of 374 amino acids.